ACGCUAUACUGGAGGAGCCGCCGGAGGAGGAGAAGGGGACCGGACCGGGGAUCAAGAGCGAGCUGCAUGCACUAUUCAGCGAGCUGCGAGAGAGAGAUCAAGCACAUGCUGUGGAAAAAAAUGCUAAUGCCAUUUUUGUCAGUAUCUUGAGAUACUUUGAGCUCUGAGUUAGAGGGUCUAGUCUCUGCAUAUCUACUCUGAUCUAAUUUAUCGUCUUUGGUCAGUUUCUCAGCCGCCAUGGCGAUAAGUCUGACUGUACGUAGAUUCUGCUUGGAAACUGCAAGACUGCUUCCCAGGGUGGAAUCAAGGAAUCUCCUCCACACCCAGUCCCAGACCAGACUUGUUCCAUCGUGUAUCCACCAUCGUCCUCUGUGUCCUCCCGCCUUCCACAGUGGUGCCAUCUGCGUACUAAGACCAGGAAACAGUGCCUCCAAAAGCUUUCACAUUUGCCAAAGAAACAUCUUCACAAAGUGGUUGCGGACAUCCAGUUCUUCAUCCAAGAACACCAAAGACAGUGAAAUUGCUUCCAAAGAUUUGGACAGCAUGGAGGAGGACUCUAUCAUACCAAAGACCGAUGAAGAGGGCAAACCCCUGAGUAAUUGGAAGCGAAUGAAGAUCAUGAUGAAAGCCUACGGUUAUGUAAUCAUCCCUGUACAUUGGGUCAUAGCACCACUAUGGUUUGGAGCUUUCUACUACACUAUCAAAAUGGGUGUUGACAUCGGUCCAUUCCUUACAAAAAUUGGAGUCAGCGAUCACCACGUUGAAACUCUACGCAACUCCAAGGCAAGCACUGCCCUCAUGGCCUAUGCAUUGUACAAGAUUUUCACACCUUUACGUUACACCGUCACUCUCGGCGCCACCGAGGUCACCAUUCGCAAGCUUAGGAAGUUGGGAUACAUGAAGCCAACGCCACCGAAGGAAAAGACAUACCGGGACUCAUUCAAGGAGACGGUGGGGGAGAUGAAAGAUAAGAUCUCAGACAUGAGGGAAACUAAGAAUUCUUGAGCUCCUUGCUCUUCCGGCUCCCUAUCUCUGAAUAGUGUUGAUGCUUGUGACCUGCAUGUUGCUACGUGUGAUUAUGUGAAAACACAUUCUGAUGAAGAGCAGUGGAUGAUGCUGUCUUUCGGUAACUUAAUCAAACAUUCAUCAAGACUCAAUAUUCUUCCAAAUGUUCAUUCAAAUGAUUAAUUCAGAUUAUAUCUGAAAAAUUAUGAUUUUAAGUGCAUGCAGUACUGUUAUGUUUGGCUCUUGAGCCUCCAACUUGAAAUUUUUAUGCCUUGAAAGAACCAUUAUAACCCUAUUUUGAGAUUGCAUAGCGGGGGGGGGGGGCACUAGCGUACCUACGGGGGGCAGAGGGGGCAGACUGCUCCCCCUGACGAGUCUUUAAGACUUUUUCCAUUUUUUUUUCUGGUACGAAAUCCUUUAUUUGUGGUUGAAGACCUUUUUUUUUUUUUUUUUUGCUUGUCAAAUUUUUUGGCAAACAAAUUUGCCCCCCCUGUGGAAAAUCCCAGGGGGGGGGGGGGGGGCAAACAUCCGUGAACUUGUUUUUUAAUUUUUAAGAUAAUCUGUUCUGCACUGUCAAUUUUUUCGAUAAACUUCAGCAUUAAAUUUGCCAUGAAAUAGCACCUGCCAUCAUCAAAGCACCAGUAAGAGAGUAAGUGUAGUCUACACGUAUACAGUGCAUCCCAGAAAAAAGGAAACCAGGAUUCCCAUGUCUUUUAUCUUCAAAGGCAAACAAAAUAUGGCAUUUCAUUGACAUAAUCAUAUAAUUCACUUAUUCCUCUUUAUUUUGGUACCUAACAUGAGACGAACACUUCACGCAUUAAUGAGCAAGACGAGUUUGAAAUUUCAAUGUCAAAACCAGGUUGCGCAGAAAAAAAUUGGAUAAGAUUGGUUCGAGAUACGACGACCGUGCCUAAUCAACGAUUGGCUCAUUUGCAUUUCUUUUGUAUUCUUUGUUAAGAUUCUCUCACUGAUCCCUAAAUUUUUGUAAAAUGAGACUAUAUUCGGAUUCACAUGUGAGUUUCUGCGCAAAUCGUUUCUGAUAUGCCUCAAUAUUUAUUGUUUGUAAUCUGCCAUGCAUGAACGAUUUGCUUAGCUGUUGCUUUCAAAUUCGAGAUGAGAUCCUACUCUUGCCACGAGUAUAAAAUUCAUAGCAAAAACAUAUUUAAUAAUUGUGAAAUCUAUCUCUGAAAGUGGGUUUCCUUUUUUUUGGGACGCACUGUAUUAUCAUCAUUAUGAUGUGAUUUUAUAAUUUUAUUAGACUAUAGAACUAUAAGAUUUAUAGAUCAGGGGAAGUUUUACAAAGAUAAAAGUUGCACUUUGAUUGCAGUUGCAUACAGUAUAUAACCGAGGAGGUUUUACUUUAGCCUCCUUGAUAUAAUGUAUCACUGCAUUGUUUUUUUCAGAUCAUGUUCAUCUUUCUCUCUAUCUCUCUCUCUCUAUACAUAUAUAAAGCUACAUUUUGGAAAAAUUGAAAAUAAAUUUUAUUAUACAAAUUCAAUAUAUUUUAAUGAAUUUCUUGAGAGAUAUGCAUUAAUACGCAUGAACAUAUGAAGUACUUCUCUAUUUUUUUUGCAUUGAAAAUGUCUAUGAGAUUAUAAAUGUGAUGAGAUUAAUUUGAUGGUUUUCACAAUAUCAGAAUAAAGUAUGCAAUAUUAAGAUUAUAGUUAAGGUGUGGCAAUGGCGGAGGCAUAAAUUGACCAUGUCGAAUCGAGAAUAUGUCUGGUUAUUUAGAAACUGCAACUUAUGGUGUGUUACAUUUCUUACAAGCAGGUGUGAAUUGAAAAGAUGCCCAUCGUACCCCCUCAUAUUAAAGACCCAGACUGGACCAAAAGUGAAAUGUUAUAACAAUGGAAAGCUCAUAAACUACUAAAUACAAUGUAAGCUUUAUGCAUUUUCACUACUUACAAGCCGUAUUUUGCUAAAGAAUAGCUCCAAUUAUUAGGCUUCUAAAAUAAGCCUUAUUGUGCUUUUCAUUUGCCUCGAGAUGUCAUGUUGUGCUAGAAGCAUCAUGAUUCCAUGGUUUUGUAAAAAGAAAAACUCAGUGAUUUUCCCGGGGGGGGGGGGGGCAGUCAAAUGAAUUGCUGUACACAAGUGUGACCAAAUUAUUUCCAAACACCCUCUAAACAAAUUUUUCUCUGUGUUAUGGAGAACAAUUUAUGAUUGUGAUUAGAAAUAACAUAAUUUUUAUAUUUUGAGUUAUAUAGACCCAAGGUCUAUAUAAUUCUUCAUAUCUUCAUUGAUCAAUCAUUUAAUGUAUUUCUGCAUUAAGUAUUCGUAAACUUAUUCAUGUAAAAAGCAGUGAGUAGGGAUAAACAAUAUGACAAUAUUGAUAUUUUACAUUGGAACUUCCAUCAUUAGAUGAAAUUGUAUGUACAUAUCUUCAUUAUCACAUCUUCAUUAUCACAAAUAUCUCAGCAUUAUAAAUUAAGGAUUUUUCCUUUCUAAUGUUGAUCUUCAUUGCAUGCCUAGGCAGCAUAAUAGGUAAUAUGAACAAACGGUGAACGUGUAUCAACUUUUCAGCUUACUACUGUUGUGCUAGCCUAUACCACAUACCCGGUAUGUAAAAUGUGUAGCCCUAAAAGUAAAUCUGUAAGGAUGUUCUUAAGGAAAACUUUUGCAAUCAACUUAAAAUAACAAUUGCAACUACUGGACAAGUUUAACAUCUACUGAUUCUUUCUGUUGUGGCAGAAGUUGACCAACAAUAUAUCACACUUUUGUAAUCUCUCAAUUUAUGUUUUUCAAUCAGUAUUUGACUUGCAAUUGAUUACAAAUGUCAGUAUUUGACUUGCAAUUGAUUACAAAUGUGUUGCGCCUAAUAUUAUUUAUUGCAUAAAGCAGCAAUAUGACUAAUUCAUAAGUGUCACUAUCCUUAGACAAUCUUUUUUUUGCAAGGAUGAGUAGAAGUCUUCUGUUGCAUAUCAUAAAUCACACCAAGUGUGCAAAAAAUUAUAUAUACUAUA
Molecule: messenger RNA, 3965 nt
Organism: Lytechinus pictus (painted urchin)
Lineage: Eukaryota; Metazoa; Echinodermata; Echinoidea; Temnopleuroida; Toxopneustidae
Product: protein FAM210A-like
Exons: 3
Coding region: 238-1005 (255 amino acids)
Cellular component (GO): mitochondrion
Source: RefSeq, a predicted model, not a curated record